AUGACGGGACGGUCGCGUGACGUCACACGAGCGGCACUCUGCGGCUGCGGCUAUCGAUCGAAUAAGUCGUCCCGUCCCUCUCGCACCUGCCGUCUCAUAUACAGCCGUCUCGCUCACACCCAGUGGACGCUGCCUGACCUGAAGGCUGCGUUGGCGGCAGCGCAGGAGGCGGCGGGCGCGCAGGCUCGCGCGGCGCCAGCUGAUACCAUGGGCGGCGCGCACCAGCCCGCUACUCCGGGGCCCAGUUCGCUCUUUAUAUUCUCCGACGAAAAUCCUAUACGGAGGUAUACAAAGUUUAUCAUCGAGUGGCCGCCCUUCGAGUACGCGGUGCUGCUUACCAUCAUCGCCAACUGCGUGGUGCUGGCGCUGGAGGAGCAUCUGCCUAACGGCGAUAAGACCAUCUUAGCACAGAAUCUGGAAAAGACCGAGGCGUACUUUUUAGGAAUAUUUUGUGUAGAAGCCUCGUUAAAAAUCUUAGCCUUAGGUUUUGUUUUACACAGGGGUUCUUAUCUUAGAAACGUUUGGAACAUAAUGGAUUUUUUCGUUGUAUUGACCGGUAUCAUCACGCAGCUGCCAAUCGCGCCCACCGAAGUCGACUUCCGGACCUUGCGUGCCAUUAGGGUGCUGAGGCCCCUUAAAUUAGUAUCGGGCGUUCCUAGUUUGCAAGUGGUGUUGAAGUCGAUUAUUAAGGCGAUGGCUCCGUUGCUGCAGAUCGGCCUUUUGGUGCUUUUUGCGAUCGUCAUUUUCGCUAUUAUAGGCCUCGAGUUUUAUUCCGGGGCGCUACAUAAGACUUGUUAUAAUUUAGAAGAUAUUACUGAAAUAGUUAACGAUGGUGAUAAUCCGACGCCGUGCAAUGCGGACAACGAAACGCUAGCACCGUACGGGGCGCAUGUGUGCACUUACGAUAAAAGCACAUGCCUGGAGAAGUGGGAAGGGCCGAAUAGAGGGAUCACUUCGUUCGACAACAUCGGCUUUGCUAUGCUCACUGUCUUCCAGUGCAUCACUAUGGAGGGAUGGACGGCCAUUCUAUAUUGGACAAAUGACGCGUUAGGUAGCACAUUUAACUGGAUUUACUUUGUGCCUCUCAUAGUAUUGGGUUCAUUCUUUAUGCUCAACUUGGUUCUCGGUGUUCUUAGCGGUGAGUUCGCUAAAGAAAGAGAGAAAGUAGAAAAUAGGCAAGAAUUUCUUAAAAUAAGAAGACAGCAGAUACUAGAGAGAGAACUCAAUGGUUAUGUAGAGUGGAUAUGUAAAGCUGAGGAAGUUAUAUUAGCUGAAGAAAGAACAACAGAAGAAGAGAGAAUGCAUAUAAUAGAAGCUCGAAGAAGAGCUGCAGCGAAGAAGAAAUUAAAAAACCUUGGGAAAAGUAAAAGCACGGAUACAGAAGAAGAAGAACAAGACGAGGACUGCGGUGAUGAUGGUUUUUUGAAAAGUAAAACACGUUCGGCUGGAAAAUGCGCAGACUUCUGGAGAGCAGAAAAGAGGUUUCGUUUUUGGAUUAGGCAUACUGUGAAAACACAAUGGUUUUAUUGGUUCGUCAUCGUACUGGUGCUUUUCAAUACUAUAUGUGUAGCAGUCGAGCAUUACAGACAACCUAAGUGGCUUACUUCAUUUUUAUAUUAUGCCGAAUUUGUAUUCUUGGGUUUAUUCAUGAUGGAAAUGUGGGUGAAAAUGUAUGCCCUCGGGCCACGAAUUUACUUCGAGUCCUCAUUUAACCGCUUCGAUUGUGUUGUCAUAUCUGGCUCCAUAUUCGAAGUUGUGUGGUCAGAAGUAAAAGGUGGCUCUUUCGGUCUCUCGGUUCUCAGGGCCUUGAGAUUAUUGAGGAUAUUUAAGGUCACAAAAUACUGGUCGUCGUUACGCAAUCUUGUGAUAUCUCUUCUUAAUUCAAUGAGAUCUAUUAUCUCAUUGCUAUUUCUUCUAUUCUUGUUCAUACUUAUCUUUGCUCUUCUCGGGAUGCAAUUAUUCGGUGGACAGUUUAAUUUCGAAGAAGGCACGCCGCCAACAAAUUUCAAUACGUUUCCAAUCGCGCUACUUACAGUCUUCCAGAUUUUAACAGGCGAGGAUUGGAAUGAAGUUAUGUACUAUGGCAUUCAAUCUCAGGGUGGCAUACAAAGAGGCAUGCUCUACUCGCUGUAUUUCAUAAUUCUUGUGUUGUUUGGGAACUACACAUUGCUAAACGUGUUUCUUGCUAUCGCCGUUGACAAUUUGGCUAACGCUCAGGAAUUAACAGCAGCUGAAGAAGAACAGGGGGAAGAAAAUAAGGAAGCUAGUAAAAAGAAAGAGGCAAAAAAAGAUGAAGAGGAGAUACCAGAUGGACCAAAACCAAUGCUGCCAUAUUCGUCCAUGUUUGUUUUGUCACCUACUAAUCCCAUUAGACGAGGCGCACACUGGAUUGUAAAUUUAAGAUAUUUUGAUUUUUUUAUUAUGGUAGUUAUUUGCAUGAGUUCCAUGGCUUUAGCGGCUGAAGACCCCGUAGUUGAAGAAAGUAACCGAAAUAAGGUGUUAAACUACUUCGACUACGCGUUCACUGGGGUCUUCACUGUGGAGAUGCUGUUGAAGAUCGUCGAUCUCGGCAUCUUGUUCCACCCGGGCGCGUAUCUACGAGACCUGUGGAACAUCAUGGACGCCGCGGUCGUUAUAUGCGCCCUUGUUAGCUUCGGUUUUGAAAUCGGAGGUGUGAAGAAGGGCGCCGGGCAAAAUUUGUCCACAAUAAAAUCGUUGCGAGUGUUAAGAGUGCUCAGACCUUUAAAAACUAUAAAACGUGUUCCAAAAUUAAAAGCAGUGUUUGACUGUGUUGUAAACUCGUUAAAAAAUGUCAUUAACAUUCUCAUUGUGUAUAUAUUGUUUCAAUUCAUAUUCGCUGUAAUAGCAGUACAACUUUUUAAUGGUAAAUUUUUUCACUGCAGUGAUAUUAGUAAAAAUACUUUUGAAGACUGCCAAGGGUCGUUUUUCGUUUACGAAUCCAAUAGUCUAUUGCCGCAAGUAAGAAAGCGGCAGUGGACGACACAAUCCUUCCACUACGAUAACGUGGCCUCCGCUAUGUUGACGCUGUUCGCGGUACAGACAGGAGAAGGCUGGCCACAGGUGUUGCAGAAUUCAAUGGCAGCAACUUACGAAGACAGGGGACCCAUACAAAAUUUUCGAAUAGAAAUGUCCAUCUUUUAUAUAGUUUACUUUGUGGUGUUUCCGUUUUUCUUUGUUAACAUAUUCGUAGCUCUGAUUAUUAUCACCUUUCAAGAGCAGGGUGAAGCUGAGUUGCAAGACGGCGAAAUUGAUAAAAAUCAGAAAUCGUGUAUAGACUUUACGAUAGAAGCACGACCUUUAGAGAGGUAUAUGCCAAGUAAAAGGGGGAGUCUUAAGUACAAAGUGUGGAGAGUAGUAGUCUCUACGCCAUUUGAGUAUUUCAUCAUGGCGCUUAUUGUGCUAAACACUUUGUUGCUCAUGAUGAAGUACUAUAAUCAAAAUGACCUCUACGCGGAUAUCCUCAAGUAUUCGAAUAUGGGGUUUACUGGAAUGUUUUCUGUGGAAACGGUGUUGAAAAUCAUCGCAUAUGGUGUCAAAUUUCACGAGGCUCCACCACUUCUCAUGGAUGUCUUAACGGUCAUGAACAUAGUCUUUACGUUCUUCUUUCUUCUCGAGACCGUUUUGAAGUUAAUUGCCUUCGGAUGUACGAAUUUUUUCAAAGACCCGUGGAAUACGUUUGAUUUUAUAACGGUCAUUGGAAGUAUUAUUGAUGCUCUCAUUAUGGAGUUUGGCGAGAACACAUUCAACGUUGGUUUCCUCCGCCUCUUUCGAGCCGCGCGACUGAUCAAGCUGCUUCGACAGGGUUACACUAUUCGAAUACUACUUUGGACGUUCGUGCAGAGUUUCAAAGCCUUACCCUACGUGUGCCUUCUCAUCGCAAUGCUGUUCUUUAUUUACGCUAUUAUUGGAAUGCAGGUGUUCGGAAACAUAGAAUUAGCAGCCGAUUCUGAUAUGAACAGGCAUAACAAUUUUCGGAGCUUCAUACAAGCGCUAAUGUUAUUAUUUAGGUGUGCAACAGGUGAAUCUUGGCCGAACAUUAUGUUGGCUUGUCUCAAGCCCGCGAAAUGUGACAGGGAAGCCGAUAAACCACCAAAUGAAGCCUGCGGAAGCACACUGGCUUAUGCCUAUUUCGUCUCUUUUAUUUUUUUUUGCUCGUUUCUUAUGUUGAAUUUGUUCGUUGCCGUCAUUAUGGACAAUUUUGACUAUUUGACAAGAGAUUCCUCGAUUUUAGGCGCACAUCAUUUAGAUGAAUUCGUUCGAAUAUGGGCGGAAUACGAUCCAAACGCAACGGGUAAAAUACAUUAUACAGAAAUGUAUGACAUGUUAAAAAAUAUGGAUCCACCUCUGGGUUUCGGUAACAAAUGUCCAAAUAGACUGGCAUUUAAGAAGCUAAUAAGAAUGAACAUGCCGUUAGAUGAAGAAGGAAAAGUUAAUUUUACAACAACACUGUUCGCCUUAAUACGGGAAAAUCUUAGCAUUAAAAUGAGAUCUGCCGAAGAAAUGGACCAAGCCGACGAAGAACUUAGGGAAACAAUAACUCACAUCUGGCCACUUCAAGCUAAGAAGAUGUUAGACUUGCUGGUGCCUCGCAAAGAUGUUCUCAACGCUGGGAAAUUGACUGUCGGAAAAAUUUACGCAGGACUUCUUAUUUUAGAGAGCUGGAGAACGACUGGGUUUAAAAAACAGGGCGUUCCGGCAUUCAGCGAGAAUAGCCCUACGGCCAAUCAGCCGAAGGCGACCUUGUUUGACUGUCUGAUGGAUGCGGCGGCUGCGGCUCAUGGCCAUGGCUCUAGGACCGGGUCAUUGACCCAUGAGAUUCCAGUUAGCGGUACAGACGGCCAUCCGGAAGACCCACAUAUGUUGGCGAACCUCGCGAAACGCUCUACAAGAAAAUCGCUUAAGAACAACAAAAAGGUCUUGGAGUUGCAAGAUGUGGGAUCUCAUCAUGCGUCAGUGGAAUCACUAGAUGAAGCCAGGUUACAAGCUCCUCACGUUUAUCAAAACGGACAUGGAAGGUCAUCUAGUUUAAGACGGUCUCCGAGUCCAAGAAGACGCGGACACUACGGAGGGUACCAUCAUGAUAUCGGCUUCUCCGAUACAGUUAAUAAUGUCGUCGAGAUAGUAAAACACGAACAUCAUAGACAUGGUCGAACGCACAGAGCGGCACAUCACUAUCACCCACAUGCAGGGAAGGAGUGGAGAGCGCCGUAUCCCACGACCAGCCUGAGCCAGCCCUCGCGAUCGCCCAGCCCGCCACAAAACACCUACGUUUGGUCAUCGAUAGGUGGUGAUCGUGAGCGCGAGCGCGAUCGAGAACGCGAAUGGCGAGAGUGGCGUGAAGGAGGCAGGCGAGGCCGAGGUAGGCAGCUGCCGCCGACGCCGACCAAGCCGUCCACGUUGCAUGUUAAACAGCAGCCGCCGUUCGCCAGAAUAAGCCACAGCCCCUCGCACUUAUCGUUGAGGCAUACGGCCAGAGAGCCUUUAGAGCCUCUUCACGACGAGUACGAGUACGGCCGAGAAGUUGAAAGACUGAUACACCGAGACUAUAGAUCUAGAGAAAGUCUCAAUGAAACCGGGCGUGAGUUCGGCAGGCGCGGAUGGGGUUAUGAAUCGGAGCGAGGCGGACGAUCGUAUGAGGCGCCGCUGAGCUACGAAGCGGCGCUGGCACUGGGGCGGGGUGGAGGCGCGCGUGCCCUCCCGUCGCCCGGGCCGGCGCCCCGCCUGCCUAACGGGUACAAGCCGCGAGCCCGGCACUCCGACUCGGACGAGGACGACUGGUGCUAG
Danaus chrysippus (African queen) is the source of this 5805-nucleotide messenger RNA. The record is from the annotation of a GenBank genome assembly. Lineage: Eukaryota; Metazoa; Arthropoda; Insecta; Lepidoptera; Nymphalidae.